Letharia columbiana is the source of this 1491-nucleotide messenger RNA. RefSeq lists its product as uncharacterized. The transcript has a single exon. Gene Ontology annotation, molecular function: oxidoreductase activity, acting on paired donors, with incorporation or reduction of molecular oxygen; monooxygenase activity. The record is from RefSeq and is a predicted model, not a curated record. Lineage: Eukaryota; Fungi; Ascomycota; Lecanoromycetes; Lecanorales; Parmeliaceae. The coding region runs from base 1 to 1491 and encodes 496 amino acids.
AUGGCAACCGCAAACGGACAUGAAGACCAAUCAAGAGUGUCUGAUGGCAUAAUAAAUGAAGAGGAGAAAAAGCAUCUAAUCCUGAACGCGUUUGUGAUCACCUCUCCCGGUCAUCUCGCACCAGGCCUUUGGAAGCAUCCCAGAAAUCAGACGACAGAAUACAAGAAGUUGAAGUUCUGGACCGACUUGGCUCAGCGCCUGGACAAGGCAAAUUUUCACGCCCUGUUUGUCGCAGAUGUUUUGGGCGGAUACGAUGUUUACAAGGGACCUGCCAACAUGGCUCCGGCGAUUCCAUCUGGCGCUCAGUUCCCCAUCAAUGAUCCCCUCUAUGCUGUUCCCGCCAUGGCUGCAGUAACCAAAAAUUUGAUCUUUGGAAUCACGGCCAGUACCACGUAUGAUUUGCCAUACGCUCUUGCGCGACGGUUUUCGACGGUUGAUCACUUGGCCGACGGCCGCGUGGCGUGGAAUAUUGUCACCUCGUAUCUGGACAGCGCGGCCCGCAAUAUGGGACUCAAUACCCAAAUAGAACAUGACGAGCGCUACCGGAUUGCAGAUGAAUACAUGGACGUCGUUUACAAGCUCUGGGAAGGAAGCUGGCGUGAUGAUGCGGUUAUAAAUGAUAUCCAAAAAGAUCAGUAUGCAGUCCCGGAACGGGUGCGGCAGAUUCAUCACAAAGGAAAAUACUUCGACGUGCCGGGCCCUCAUUUGUGCGAGCCAUCUCCUCAACGCACUCCGCUUCUUUUCCAGGCUGGUACCUCGAGAUCGGGAAGAGAAUUCGGCGCCAAGCAUGCAGAGGCUAUCUUCAUGGGGGGUCAAGUCCCAGAAAGAGUACGACCCUCCGUCGACGCGAUCCGCGAGCUUGCCAAGGAGAAAUACGGGCGGGAUCCCCGUCACAUCAAGGUGAUUGCAGGAAUGAACAUCAUCGUGGCGGAGACGGACGAAGCCGCGCGUGCGAAACGGGAGGAGUUACUGUCAUACGGUGACAAGGAAGGAGCUCUGGCGCUGUUUGGGGGUUGGACUGGUAUUGAUCUAUCAACAUACUCGGACGAAGAAGACUUCCGUUUCACAGGCCUUCCUGCAAUUCAAUCGAUUGUAAAUGGUUGGGCCAGCACGGUUCCGGGAAGCGAUGACUUGAAGUGGAACAAAUCUAGAAUCGUCGAGUACCUCAUCCUGGGCGGCAUGAACGCGAAGAUCGUGGGCAGCCCCAAAACCGUUGUCGAUGAAUUGGAGCGCUGGGUGGAAGUGGCCGAUGUGGACGGGUUCAACUUGUCCCACGUCACCAAUCCUGGAUCCUUCGAAGACAUCAUUGACUUCGUCAUUCCUGAACUUCAAAAGCGCGGCCUAUUCCGAACUGAGGUAGAGAAAGAGGGAGCCACUGCUCGAGAGGCUUAUCUGGGAUCCAGGUGGCUGCUUGAAGAUCAUCCUGGUAGUAAGUUUCGAUGGCACGCCGAUGAAGAGGUUCCGAGGUACGCAGAAGACUCAGCAGCGUAG